Messenger RNA from Pyricularia pennisetigena, 1326 nucleotides. RefSeq lists its product as uncharacterized. Gene Ontology annotation, molecular function: uracil DNA N-glycosylase activity. The transcript has 2 exons. The record is from RefSeq and is a predicted model, not a curated record. The annotation marks the transcript as partial. Lineage: Eukaryota; Fungi; Ascomycota; Sordariomycetes; Magnaporthales; Pyriculariaceae. Gene Ontology annotation, biological process: base-excision repair, AP site formation via deaminated base removal; base-excision repair. Gene Ontology annotation, cellular component: mitochondrion; nucleus.
AACAAGCCGCACAACCAAGGUUUAAAUAAGGAUUCUGGAUACUGCCUGAUCCUUGGCCUUCGAAUACCUCUCCAGGCUGUGGAGGCACACCGUCUUUGUUACGACAGCACCAACAGUCCCAAGCUGCUUCUUCACACCAUGUCCACCCUCAAGCGCAAGGCCAAUGGAGCGCUGGCAGCCUCAGAUGCCAAGAAACCCAAACAGAACGGCAGCAUCACUUCAUUCUUUGGCGCACCCAAGACCACACCCGCCGCCGGCGCCACCACAUCGAGCAGCUCAAGUUCUACUACAGCGCCAGCAGCCUCAGCUCCAGCCAACCCACCGGCUGUCAGUUUCAACAAGCAGAAAUGGGUGGACAAGCUUACUGACGAACAGAGGGAGCUGUUAAAGCUGGAGAUUGACACUUUGGACGAGAGCUGGCUUGCGCUGCUCAAGGACGAGAUUACAACAAAGGAGUUUCUUGAUCUGAAGAGGUUCCUAGAUAGGGAAGCGAAUGCGGGCAAGAAAGUGUUUCCGCCAAGGGAGGAUAUCUAUUCAUGGUCCCGCCAUACACCAUUCCAUACGGUCAAGGUUGUAAUCUUGGGCCAAGAUCCUUACCAUAAUAUCAACCAGGCCCACGGGCUUGCCUUCUCAGUGCGACCACCGACCAAGGCGCCACCGUCUCUCAAGAACAUGUAUAUCUGCCUCAAGAACGACUACCCUGCCUUCUCGCCGCCGCCCAACAAUUCGGGCCUACUGACGCCUUGGGCCCAGCGCGGCGUGCUGAUGCUCAACACGUGCCUUACGGUCCGGGCGCACGAGGCCAAUUCGCACGCCAACCGGGGAUGGGAGAAGUUUACGCAAAAGAUCAUUGAGCUCGUGGCGGGUCGGCGCAGCAGGGGCGUGGUAUUUAUGGCAUGGGGCAGUCCCGCGGCCAAGAGGGUGAUCAAGGUCGACCAGAAGAAGCACCUGGUGCUCAAGGCGGUGCACCCGAGCCCGUUGAGCGCGUCCAGGGGAUUCUUUGACUGUGGGCACUUUAGAAAAGCCAAUGAGUGGUUGGUACAGAGGUAUGGGGAAGGGGAGGAAAUUGACUGGAGCCUGACAGAGGGAGUCAGCCUGUUCCCCAAGCCGAAGGUGGAGGUAGUCAAGGCGGCACCCGAGGCAGGUAAGGUCAAGAAAGAUGAUGAAGAGUUUGACUUUGACGAAGAAGAGGAGCUGGAGGCACUGGAGGAGUUGCGAAAGAUUGAAGACAACAAGAAGUCCGAGGUGUCAGCACCUUUGACUGCGAAGCAAGGUAUCGAGGUCAAAGGAGACGAAAAUAAGGAUCCUUCUACGGCUACGGCAUGA